CUCUCCCAUAUUUCGAAACGACGUCGUUAGUCCUCUUACAGUGUUAAUUUGGGAAAUCAAAAUCAUCGUCAUACACAGCUGCAACUCCUGCUUUUCCGUCGUAAACAAGUGGCGGCGGUGCUAUCUGUCUCCAAGAGAGAAGGUGGCGAUGUCGGGAGUGGUCAAAAAGUUCUUCAUUACCUCCAUGUUUAUGUGGAUAGCUCCUGUUGCGAUCCUUUAUGCUUUUAACAAUGACUUGCUUCCCGGUGUAACCCGUUUAUCUCCUCAUUCCUUGACGUUGUUGAGCGGACUGCUUGCUGUCAUAUCAGUCAAUAUAGUCAUCGCAUUCUACAUUUAUAUGGCAAUGAAGGAACCUUCAGAUAAACAUGAGCCGGAUCCUAAAUUUGUUGCGGAGGCGAAAGCCAGUGUGAGCCGGUUAACAAAUAAAGCUGAAGAAUCCACAGAAUCUCUUAAAAAAGAAGAGUAGAAUAGCCAAAACCUAAGCACUUGGAGUACAGAGUCCACUUAUCUGAUCAUUGAAAGGUAAAUUAGCUAUCAUGAUGUAUUUUUGAUUCUUUUGUGAGUUGCAAAUUUUGGAGCACUAUAUCUGAUAAUGACUUUGAUGUAAAUUAUCUUUUAACAUGUAAGCUAUAGACUCUUGUUUUGGAAACUGCAUUCUUAGAACAAGGGCACAAAAGCUUCUGGUUAUAUAAUUUAUUACUUUUUGAUUUUGCAACAUAGAUUGGAACA
Molecule: messenger RNA, 729 nt
Organism: Mercurialis annua (annual mercury)
Lineage: Eukaryota; Viridiplantae; Streptophyta; Magnoliopsida; Malpighiales; Euphorbiaceae
Exons: 3
Coding region: 149-466 (105 amino acids)
Biological process (GO): vacuolar proton-transporting V-type ATPase complex assembly
Cellular component (GO): endoplasmic reticulum membrane
Source: RefSeq, a predicted model, not a curated record